AUGCAUUCAUUACUGUUACUAGAAAUUAGCAUUGUGCUUCUUAAUUGUUUUUAUACACAAGGUUUAAUUUGUCCAACAGAUGGUCUGUUUUCGAAUCCAACCGAUGAAACUACAUUCUACAUAUGCUCAAAUAGUUAUCCAUAUUUAUUGAAUUGUCCAAAUGGUUUAAUCUGGUCCGACGAGGAAAAAAUUUGUCAGUAUCCUCAGAAUGUUUUAUCGACUGAUAAAUUCGAAGAUAUUGAACCAAAUGGUAAUGUUUUGUUGACAGAUGAUGGUCGAGUGGCUAAAUAUAUCUCAACAAAAUCUGAAUUCACUGAAGUACGUGGACAACGAUUGUAUUCCAGUGGCACGCAUAAAAUUCAUCUUAAAAUAGAUCAAAUUUUUGAUGGUGAAUAUGGAUCAUGGAUGUUUAUUGGAAUUAUUUCAUCUAAAACACGUCCAUAUGGUAGUUCUCAUAUGUCACAAUCAUCAUAUGGAUGGACAAUAUGGGAAAAUAAUAAAAAUAUGGUUUAUCUCAAUGGUCGUGGAGAAUACAAUUAUAGAAACUAUGAUAAUGAUAUAAAAACACAUGAUGAACUAAUAUUAACAAUUGAUUGUGAUAAAAAACAAAUUCGUUUAUGGAAUAAUCGUACAAAUAAACAAUAUGUAAUUGAUCAAAUUGAUUAUGCACCUUUACCAUGGCAAUUACAUAUUAAUCUUGGUAUCAAAAAUGAUCAAAUCAGAAUACUACGAUCAUAA
Messenger RNA from Didymodactylos carnosus, 738 nucleotides. NCBI's taxonomy places the organism in Eukaryota, Metazoa, Rotifera, Eurotatoria, Philodinida, Philodinidae. The record is from the annotation of a GenBank genome assembly.